CACGGGUCCUUCUCUUGCAGUGGAACCUGGUGUGUGAGGACGACUGGAAAGCGCCACUGACCACCUCCCUCUUCUUCGUGGGGGUCCUCAUCGGCUCCUUCAUCUCGGGGCAGCUCUCGGACAGGUUUGGCAGGAAGAAUAUCCUUUUUUUGACGAUGGCUGUGCAGACUGGCUUCAGCUUCCUGCAGAUCUUCUCUACCAGCUGGGAGAUGUUCACAGUGCUCUUUCUCAUAGUGGGGAUGGGACAGAUCUCCAACUACGUGGUGGCCUUCAUACUGGGAACAGAAAUUCUUGGCAAAUCAGUUCGUAUUAUAUUCUCUACGUUAGGAGUUUGCAUAUUUUUUGCACUUGGCUACAUGUUGCUGCCACUGUUUGCUUACUUCAUCAGAGACUGGCGGAUGCUGCUGCUGGCACUCACUGUCCCGGGGCUGUUCUGCAUCCCUCUCUGGUGGAUCAUUCCUGAGUCCCCUCGGUGGUUGAUGUCCCAGGGAAGAUAUAAGGAGGCAGAAGUUAUUAUUCGAAAGGCUGCAAAAAUAAAUGGUGUUCCAGCCCCAGCCGUGCUUUUCGACACCGAUGAGAUGCAGGAUUGGAAGCCUCAGCAGCAGCAGAAGGCUAUCCUUCUGGACCUAUUUCGAACCCGAAACAUUGCAACUAUUACUAUUAUGUCAUUACUUUUGUGGUUUUUCACAUCAGUUGGUUACUUUGGCCUGUCCCUCAGCACUCCAAACUGGCAUGGAAAUGCCUACAUCAACUGUUUCCUUUCAGCUGUGAUUGAAGUUCCAGCCUACGUCAUCGCCUGGCUUCUCCUCCGCUCCCUCCCUCGGCGCUACUCGUUAUCUGGCACCUUGUUUUUAGGGGGAGGUGUUGUGCUCUUCAUUCAGCUGGUUCCUGCAG
This is a messenger RNA of Antrostomus carolinensis (chuck-will's-widow), 894 nucleotides long. Its product is annotated as solute carrier family 22 member 4. NCBI's taxonomy places the organism in Eukaryota, Metazoa, Chordata, Aves, Caprimulgiformes, Caprimulgidae. Gene Ontology annotation, biological process: transmembrane transport. The transcript has 6 exons. The record is from RefSeq and is a predicted model, not a curated record. The annotation marks the transcript as partial. Gene Ontology annotation, molecular function: transmembrane transporter activity. Gene Ontology annotation, cellular component: membrane.